Melospiza georgiana is the source of this 650-nucleotide messenger RNA. RefSeq names its product musculoskeletal, embryonic nuclear protein 1 (gene MUSTN1). NCBI's taxonomy places the organism in Eukaryota, Metazoa, Chordata, Aves, Passeriformes, Passerellidae. Gene Ontology annotation, cellular component: nucleus. The transcript has 3 exons. The record is from RefSeq and is a predicted model, not a curated record. Bases 186 to 422 code for a protein of 78 amino acids. Gene Ontology annotation, biological process: chondrocyte proliferation; tissue regeneration; chondrocyte differentiation.
CAACAACAGCCUGCCCCGACCCGAACCAUCCCGCGCUGCUGCGGGAACAUGAGCCAGCCCCUGACUUCACUCGGAUGCUCUAUAUAAGUCCAGGAAAACAACAGGCGCUCGCAGAGCUCACGGGCUGGAUUUAAUCAAAGUCGGGAACGACCUGGGAGGGAUUUCAGCGAGGGAGCACCGCAGUUAUGUCACAGCCAGCCCCUGUGAAAAAGAAGCGUCCUCCAGUGAAGGAAGAAGACCUCAAAGGAGCCAGAGGAAACCUUGCCAAAAACCAGGAAAUUAAAUCUAAGACCUACCAAGUGAUGAGGCAGUGUGAACAAAUGGGCUCUGCAGCACCUUCCAUAUUCAGCGGGGCUCGGACAGGGGGUGAAACAGUCUUUGAGAAACCAAAGGAUGAGCCAGCCAAGAGCGUCUUUGGCUGACGGUGACCUGGACAUGACUCACCAAAAUGAUUGUUGUAACAUUUUUCAAAUUUUCUCUUCCUUGCACUAAAGUAGACUCAAGUAGCUAAUUUCUACUGUAAGUCCUUAAGUAGUGAAUAUACUCAUGUCAAAGAGUAAAAUUCCAUGUUCAUUUUUAUUACAUGCUUUCUUUCUAUAUAUUGGAUAAUGUUUGCUAUAAUUGUUUAAUAAAAAAGGUUGUUGGACUCA